UUUCGAGUUGGGCUGACUUUCCGAGAUUGGCUACGAAUCACCUAAGUGACAAUUUUCAAACCCACCUCAGGUAAUUACAGUACAGACACUUUUUGGUUCUAUGUUCUGUCUCGAAUCACGCUGUCAACCGCCCUCUCCCGCUUAAUCAAUCAGUUAUUAUUUUUCCUUUAGCCUCUGGUCGUUCCCUUCAGUUCUGCCACCACACAGCAGGUCAUUAAACAACAUCAGGUAUUUUUGCAUUUCCUAGGCACUUAAUACCGCAGCAUCAUGGGCGCCGGCGUUGAAGGGCAGCAGCGCGAUGCGCUCGCUGAGGGGCGCCGCAUCUACCUGGGCAAUCUUCUCUACUCGGUGCAGCCGGAUGACGUCGUAGACCUGCUGCGCCAGGCCGGGUUCGUCGACUCGUUCGAGAAGCUGCACAUCUCCAUCGACCCCGUCAGCGGCAGGAACCCGGGCUACUGCUUCGCCGAGUUCCGCACCCGCGACGAGGCCGACCGGGCGCUGGGCUCCCUUCCCGGCAGCUCACUCUUCAACCGCCCGCUCAAGGUCGGCCCCUGCCACCCCAAGUCGUCGUCGUCCACCCCGUCUCGCCGCGGCGCAAAUGACCGGACCGGCGGUGACGGCUACACUCCCACUUUCCAGCGCUGGGGUGACUGGCGAGGGAACGAUGCGACGGACAGGCCCGCGGCGGCCGAAGACGGGGAGCAGGGCCCCUACGGCGCCCUCCGUCACCUGAACAGCCGGCGCCAGCGCAGCACGGAAAUAACUCAGCUGUACAUCGGCGGCCUGGGCAAGAUGGCCAACCAGCCGCAGCACGACGCCGAGAUGCAGGAGAUCCUAGCUGGCUACGAGUAUGUCGCCAUCGGCAAGCGCAUCACCCCGCGUGCCGAAACCCGGGCGAUUCCCGGCAAUCACCAUUACUGCUUUGUCGACUUCAGCUCCGCCGACGAGGCCGAGCGUGCCAUGAGGGAGCUAAACGGCAAGCCGAUCAAGGGCGGCGGCACCCUGCGCGUGUCGCUGGCGAGGAGCAAGGGCCCGGCCUUCGAACUAGAGGGGACCAAUUAUGGCCACAACUGGCGGAGCUCGGCCGCCCCGGGGGCGCCCUUGGGCAGGCGGCAGGAGAAUGCCAGGCGAGAGGGGCAGGGGGGGCAGGAGGGCCACAAGAGGCCGGCACGGGGCGAGCCGACGGAGAAGCAGAGGUCCAUCAUGGCCUCUAACAACUGGCGGUCUCAAGCCGCCGCCAAUUAGAGUUUGAGGAGGUAGGGAGAGAAAGGGAGAGAGGGAGGGAUGCAGGGGUGUAGAGCAGCAGACAAGGCCGACCAUCCACCACCACUCCCGCACUCCCUACCUACCUGGUACCUAUUCUCUACUUCCCAAGUUGAUGAGACCGCCUACGGACUCCCCCACCUCCAGACCGGCGCAGUUAAUGUAAGCCAAACUCAUCAUACCCGCACGCACGCGCGCACACACACACACACACACACCGUGUCUGUUACAGGAUUUGACUACCAGUGGGUCGGAUCUGACUGAGCUUCUGAGGCUCAUACGAGAGUUCCAGGAGUGCCUGCCACAGCGCUCAUACCGCUGUGGAUAGUUGACCACUGCAGCAUAUCUGACCAUGCUGUAGCAGUGUCCGA
Thermothelomyces thermophilus ATCC 42464 is the source of this 1634-nucleotide messenger RNA. RefSeq lists its product as uncharacterized. Gene Ontology annotation, cellular component: cytoplasm; nucleus; ribonucleoprotein complex. The transcript has 2 exons. NCBI's taxonomy places the organism in Eukaryota, Fungi, Ascomycota, Sordariomycetes, Sordariales, Chaetomiaceae. The coding region runs from base 268 to 1245 and encodes 325 amino acids. The record is from RefSeq and is a predicted model, not a curated record. Gene Ontology annotation, molecular function: mRNA binding.